Molecule: messenger RNA, 1660 nt
Organism: Eucalyptus grandis
Lineage: Eukaryota; Viridiplantae; Streptophyta; Magnoliopsida; Myrtales; Myrtaceae
Product: oleoyl-acyl carrier protein thioesterase 1, chloroplastic
Exons: 7
Coding region: 36-1337 (433 amino acids)
Biological process (GO): fatty acid biosynthetic process
Molecular function (GO): fatty acyl-[ACP] hydrolase activity; acyl carrier activity
Source: RefSeq, a predicted model, not a curated record
ACCGCCGAGAAUUUUAUCGGAUGUCACUGCAAUAGAUGCUGGGUCCCCUCCGCAUCCUCGAUCGCAUCGAUAACAUCGACGUCCAGACGUCCAGGCCCGUAAAAGCCUCCGCCGAUCCCACCGACGCCUCCCAUCCACCACCUCCAUCUCCAGGAAAAUUUGCCGCUCCGGAAGCCACGAAAGCCUCUCUCCGCAUCCCCCGCGCCCGCUCCCCACCGCCCCCCAUUCUCGAGAUGUUGAAGCUCUCGUGGAAUGCCACCACCGACCAUGUCAAAGCCCUGGCCCAAUGCAGAUUCCUCGACGCGCCGAGGCCCGGGCUCCUCCCUUCCAGGCGGAGAGCCGUCGUCUCUUGCUACCCGGCGAGCAAAGCCCCGAGCUUGGCGGUCGUCUCCGACGGGUUGGCCUGGGUCGAGCCCGGGUCGGGCAGCUUGGCCGACCGGCUCAGGUUGGGCAGCUUGACCGAGGACGGGCUGUCGUAUAAGGAGAGGUUCAUAGUGAGGUGCUACGAGGUGGGGAUCAACAAGACGGCCACCGUCGAGACCAUCGCCAAUCUGUUGCAGGAGGUUGGGUGUAAUCAUGCUCAGAGUGUUGGAUUUUCGACUGAUGGAUUUGCGACGACCACUACAAUGCGGAAAAUGAAUCUCAUAUGGGUAACUGCCCGCAUGCAUAUUGAAAUAUACAAAUACCCAGCUUGGAGUGAUGUGGUGGAAAUAGAGACGUGGUGUCAAGGAGAAGGCAGGAUCGGAACUAGACGAGACUGGAUACUCAAGGACUAUGCAAAUGGUCAAGUUAUUGGAAGAGCUACCAGCAAGUGGGUCAUGAUGAAUCAAGAAACUAGAAGACUUCAGAAGGUCGACGAUGAUGUUCGUGAUGAGUAUCUGAUUUUCUGUCCACGAGAAUCAAGAUUAGCAUUCCCGGAGGAGAACAAUGGAAGCUUGAAAAAAAUAGCUAAGCUGGAAGACACUGCUCAGUAUUCGAGGCUGGGGCUUAUUCCUAGACGAGCUGAUCUGGACAUGAACCAACAUGUCAACAACGUCACCUACAUUGGAUGGGUUCUAGAGAGCAUGCCUCAAGAAAUUAUCGACUCCUACGAACUGCAAACAAUCACACUGGAUUACAGGCGUGAGUGUCAGCGCAAUGAUGUUGUCGAUUCGCUCAGCAGCCAUGAACCGGACGAGAACUUGGAGGCCAUCUUGCAGCUCAAUGGAACCAACGGAUCAGCUGCCUCUCCGGCAACAGAAGAUUAUCGCCAGUUUCUCCACUUACUCAGGUUGUCUGGUGAUGGCCUAGAAAUAAACCGUGGCCGCACCCAGUGGAGAAAGAAGCCUAUGAGGUAACUCGUUUUCGUUUGCACGUAGAGAGACCAUUUGUAUUUUGUAUUUGUCAUUCUUCACAAGGAUUUUCUGCGCCACCGAAUCUCGCCAUUGCUUGCUUGUAGUUUUCCUUCUGCAUAGAGAACUGUGACUCUCAUGUCGGAAAAAAAGAAGAAAAAAAAACGAGAGAAAGAUAUGUGUACUCAGUAUGCUUAUCCGAGGCACCACAAGGCCACCUUGUACUCCCGAGACUUGAGUUUGUAACCUAUCAUGCUGUUAGCAUAAGCUUUGUAGUUCAUUAUUUAAGAGGAGAAUUAUUAGAGGUAGUUCUUGGUGUUCUGUUUUCA